AUGUCUAAGGACCAUAAAUACGCUCCUUUGAUCUCUUCCCCGACUAAUCAACUCGACAACUCAUCUUUGAUCAUUCAACAAGAUAAUAUCAUUACUGAAAGUGUGAUCACUCCAACAGCAGACACCGACGAGACAAAACUUCCAUUGACAACAAAAGAAAGUAGUGAAGAAAAAGUGACUUCAGAGACCUCACAAAACUCCGAAAAUAAUAAAUCAGAACAUUUAGAAAAUGAUUUAAAAGAACACAAAGACAAAAAAGAAGAAAAAGACGAAGAAGAAGAGGAACCUGAACCAUUGACAAUAGAAGAGUACUGCGACAACGUCAACUCCGUUAUAACUCCCGUCGCAAUUACUUUAUUUGCGACAGUGGUGAUCAUUAAGAUAAUGGAGAGUAGUACCAAUUUGUAUUCACAAGCGACAAGUUAUGUCUUUUCAUCAACGGUCGAGUCAAGUACGUCUAUACCAACAUGGUUAAUAGCAGUGAUAGUGACUGUAGUCUUUAUUGUGAUGAUCGUUUUAGUGACCUUUGUCUUUGUGUUGUUAUUCUAUUUCCGGUGUAUGAAGAUCAUAGUCGGGUGGCUCCUCCUCUCCGUCAUUCUUCUCCUCAUGUUCUUUGGUGGAUCCAUUUUCCAGACUAUUUUAGGUGUUUGGAACUUCCCAAUCGAUUGGAUCUCCUUCAGCUUUUUGUUAUUCAAUUUUGGAGUUCUUGGUGUGGUCACUGUGUUUUACACUGGUCCGAUGAAACUGAAUCAAUUCUACAUGAUUACUAUUAGUGUGUUUAUGGCGACUAUUUUCACUAACUUGCCGGAGUGGACAACAUGGAUGUUACUUAUUGGGAUGGCUAUCUACGACUUGAUUGCGGUCUUGUGCCCAAAAGGACCACUGAGAAUUCUUGUGAAUUUGGCACAAAAAAGAGAGCAGCCCAUUCCCGCUUUAAUAUACUCUACAGCCGUCUGGAUGCAAAUGGCAGAUGUCCAGAAUGAACACGACGAAGUGUUCAAUAGCAGCACUAACCGAUUUACGUUGUCAGAGAAGAAGGGAAGAGGAAUAAAAUUGGGGUUGGGCGACUUUGUUUUUUACAGUGUGUUAGUCGGACGGUGCGCUAUGUAUGACUUAACCAUUGUAUUCAGUGCAUCUAUCGCUGUAUUAUCUGGUCUCUUUGGUACAUUGAUUCUGCUUGUAGUCUUCAACAAAGCGCUGCCUGCUCUGCCAAUUUCGAUAUUCUUUGGCACACUGAUUUAUGUGAUAUCUCGAUGGGCGUUAGUACCUCUUGUGACCACAGCGAAUCUGUUGGGGUAUGUUGUUUGA
Molecule: messenger RNA, 1308 nt
Organism: Entamoeba invadens IP1
Lineage: Eukaryota; Evosea; Mastigamoebida; Endamoebidae
Product: presenilin, putative
Exons: 2
Coding region: 1-1308 (435 amino acids)
Biological process (GO): protein processing
Cellular component (GO): nucleus; membrane
Molecular function (GO): aspartic endopeptidase activity, intramembrane cleaving
Source: RefSeq, a predicted model, not a curated record